Aspergillus saccharolyticus JOP 1030-1 is the source of this 425-nucleotide messenger RNA. RefSeq lists its product as uncharacterized. Bases 11 to 175 code for a protein of 54 amino acids. The transcript has 2 exons. NCBI's taxonomy places the organism in Eukaryota, Fungi, Ascomycota, Eurotiomycetes, Eurotiales, Aspergillaceae. The record is from RefSeq and is a predicted model, not a curated record.
CACGGCCACCAUGCCACAAACCACUUCCACAUCCACACCUUCGCCCACGGCUACCACACCGACAACUAAGACUUUGGUCUGUCGUGUUUGUGAGAAGGGCUUCUCCAAGGCUGAACAUUUGAGGAGGCACGAACGAUGUCGUAAGCACCCCGGAUCCGAGCUCAGUUCCUCGUAAGGUGUGGCAUCAUGUAUGCCUAUUGGUCGUCACUUGCAACAUGUCUAUCACAGCACUUCACACAAAGCAGUGAUUGUAUCCCAAUCUGUACUAAUAUCCGCGGUUUGAAGAUACUGGAUCGAAGCCUUUCAUCUGCAAAGAAUGCCGGCGUCCUUUCGCCCGCCAAGAUGCCCUUACUCGACAUGAAAAGCUACACGUCCGCGCUGCGAUCACCAAGCAGGCUCAAUUACAUCAAUCCGCCGUCCAUGUG